GUAGUUGCGAGUAGAAUCAUUAAUCAGCUGUUAAUGAACUUCUGCAUAUGUCAAUGUGCGUGCUACCGAAGCGUGUUACCAUUGCAAAUGCGCUGUUAAAUGCGCUGAUUAAGCUACCUGUACAUUAUAUUGCAGUAUACGCAGAUAGAAGUUCCUUAAUUUGCCGUUGUUUGUUGUUGUUUCCUUACUUUGUUAUUUGUGGGUGUUGGUGUUGUAACUGCAGUAUGGGAGAAACACUCAGUGGCGGCAGCGUCCGUGACCGUUUAACCGCCACAACUUUCUUCGCCUGCUUAAUUGUGGCGCUCUCGUCGUGGUUCAUAGGCGGCUACACUAGCGCUCUGGUCAACGUUCCACAGAACCUGAUUAUUCAAUGGAUUCGCGAGAUACAGUGCGCGCGCAUAACGGAUCAUCGACCGCCGCUGAAUGAUACGCAAAGCGAUGUCGUUGUGUGGUGCUCCGUUGUCCCUGCUAAUGAGACAUUCCUCCAUCUGCGCGGCAACGAGCGUUUGGCGGCCGUAUGGAGUAUGAUCGGAUGUGCGGUCAUGUUGGGGGUGUCGCUGGGAUCGUUGGCGACGAAUUAUCUGGUGGAAGGGUUAGGACUCCGCAGGACGUUGCUGCUGUACAACGUUCUGGAGAUCUUGGGCAGCAUCGCCGCCGGAUGUAGCGUGACGACCAGAUCGUACGAAUUGUUUAUCAUUGGACGAUUCAUCUUUGGACUGGGAAACGGUUGUGUGGUUUUAUGCGGCGUAUACGUAGCGGAACUCAGCACCAAUAAGCAUCGCGGCGCGUUGAACGCUCUGGCCACGGCAUCGUUCAGUGCGGGGAUGCUGGUGGCAAAUAUCAUGGGACUACCGCCGAUACUCGGCAAUCCCGAUACCUGGCAGCAUAUGUGCUGGAUCGCUCUCCUGCCCAGCCUCCUUUUUAUCGCGGCCUACCAUUUUCUUCCGGAAAGUCCGCGCUGGCUCUGUAGGAAAACACCGGACACCGGGAAAUUGGAAAAAGAACUGCAGCGUCUGCGGGGUCGCCAGAACGUGGACGCCGAUAUCCGCGUCCUCCACCAGGAAGUUGAAUCAGCGCGCAAAUUAAGCAGUCAAAAGCUGUCGCUGUUGGAUGUGUUGCGUGAUGAGUUCUUGCGGAAAAUUUUAGGCAUCUGCUUACUGGCGAUGUUCGCGCAACGCUUCACCGGCUAUUCCGCGGUGUUCGUUUAUUCCACGGAGAUGUUCCGCCAAUGCGGAUUGACACAGGCGCUAGCCUCCUACGGAACCAUCAUUUUAACCGCUGUGUGCGCCGUGGUGGCUCUGUUUAGUUCCCCGUUGCAGGAUAUGGUUGGACGUCGACCGAUGCUAUUAGGUGGACUGGUCGGCUGCGCACUAUGUACCGCGGCGAUGGUGAUUUUCACGGUGUUGACGAAGUACGCGGUCUGCAGCGCGUGUCAGUAUGGCACCCUGUUGGCUAUGGCUCUCUUCAUGGUGAGCUACGCGCUGGGUCCGGCCAGUGCACCAUUCCUCUUUACGGCAGAAAUGUUCGGGAUGAACUCCCGGCAAGCCGCUUCCGCGUUGGGCUAUCUCGUCAAUGUGGCGUUGGCGACGUUGAUAACAGCGGUGUUCCCCGUCAUGCAGGCCUAUUUGAUAGAAUGGACAUUUACGAUCUUUACCGGGAUUACAUUGAUUCUAGCCGUGUUUUUAUCGCGGUUGCUGAUAGAAACUAAAGGAAAAUCAUUUCUGGAAAUACAGAAGACCCUGGAGGAUCGGUUUGGUGCGGGAGCAAAAGCGUCGCAAGAACCUGCACUUUCUCAGUGCAGUGACCUUCGAAAAUGCUAACCAUUAUCUAAGAGGCUGCCUGUCCUUAUUAGCCUAAUUGUACAACGUUACAAGCGAUUAAUGUGUUGCGCACGUGACGUGCACAGAUGUUGCAUUUGUACAUAAUCGGCGCGCUGCAUUUUAUCGUUUUGGUACUGUACUUCUACAGUUCUACCACUGUUACCAUUUGGGUUGCUUAAUAUUCGGCUUGUCAUGCGCUUUAAA
Messenger RNA from Paramacrobiotus metropolitanus, 2024 nucleotides. RefSeq names its product solute carrier family 2, facilitated glucose transporter member 2-like. Gene Ontology annotation, cellular component: membrane. The coding region runs from base 48 to 1820 and encodes 590 amino acids. The transcript is spliced from 3 exons. Gene Ontology annotation, molecular function: hexose transmembrane transporter activity. The record is from RefSeq and is a predicted model, not a curated record. Gene Ontology annotation, biological process: monosaccharide transmembrane transport. Lineage: Eukaryota; Metazoa; Tardigrada; Eutardigrada; Parachela; Macrobiotidae.